Messenger RNA from Microthlaspi erraticum, 1959 nucleotides. NCBI's taxonomy places the organism in Eukaryota, Viridiplantae, Streptophyta, Magnoliopsida, Brassicales, Brassicaceae. The record is from the annotation of a GenBank genome assembly.
AUGCUUGCGAUCGAAGGUCACUAUGGGUAUUCUUGCGGUGAAUGCAAGUUUACGGUUCACGUGAACUGUGCGUUUCUGUUCAGGAAAUACGAGAAAUUCGAUCACCCUGCACAUGAUGGACAUUACCUUAAGCUUCUCACAACAGGAGCUCCUAAUCACACCGAUCAAAAGUGCCAUAUUUGUGGUAAAAACACUAAGCUCCUUCUUUUUCAUUGUUCCACUUGUAACCUCAACUUGGAUGUGGACUGUGUGGUUGAAGCCUUGUGUGCUCGAGCCCAUCUGAUUAAGCCUUGGCAUCAUCAUCCUCUACGCAUGGUUGAUUUAUCUAAUACUAUGAAAUGUGAUAUAUGUCACAUGGGCAGCGAAUAUGGCUAUUUUUGCGCCCGUUGUAGGUUGGUGAUUCAUAAGGGAUGCGUCUCAACACUUGACUCACUAGAGAUCACCCACACUUGUCAUGUGAGACAUACUAUGAAGCUUCUCACUAAUGGUGCUCCUGAUUACACAGAUCCAGAAUGUCAUAUAUGUGGAGCUUAUACUGGCAAUGUACUUUAUCAUUGUGAUAAGUGUAAAUUCAACUUGGAUCUGUGUUGUGCGAUUUAUUAUCCCCCACCAGUUGUUAUGUCAGAUCUAAAGAUCCAUGAGCAUCCACUCACACUCAUGCCAAGAUUGAUCUCUUUCGUUUGUGAUGCUUGUGGGCUGAAAGGAGACCGUGCUCCUUAUGUUUGUCUUCAAUGUGAUUUCAUGAUCAUCCAUAAAGAAUGUGGUGCAUUACCACAUACCAUUCACGUCAAUCGCCAUGAUCAUCGUGUUUCUUACACUUAUCCUCUAGGUCCUGGGGAAUGGAAGUGUGGCUUUUGUUGGGAAGAGAUUGAUUGGUCGUAUGGGGCUUAUUCUUGUUCCAAGUGUCCUGACUAUGCUGUUCAUCCAAAAUGUGCAACAAGGGAUGACGUGUGGGACGGGGAAGAGCUUGAUGGGGUACCUGAAGAAGUUGAAGACAUUGAGCCAUUCAAAAUAAAUGAAGACAACACAAUAACCCAUUUCGCUCAUGAACAUAACUUGCGCCUCAAGAAAGACGACGUUGCUUUUGACGAGAGCAUCUUGUGUAGCGCAUGUGUUAGUCCCAUCGGUUCUAACACAUUCUACAAGUGUUCGGAUUGUGAUUUCAUUCUUCAUGAAACAUGUGCUAAUUUUCCGAAGAAGAAACGACAUUUUCUAAGUCCAAAACCUCUCGCUCUACACACCAAUUUAUCUGACAACAAAGACUGCAAUGCUUGUCGCCAAAUUUGCUGCAAGGGUUUCGUGUAUACUGAUGAGUAUAAGAGCUUCGAUUUACUAUGCAUGUCAAUCACACAGCCUUUUCUCCAUGGAUGUCAUCCACAUCCUUUGCUCUACAUGAAAGUUGAUUUUGAUGAUCCGGUGAUAAGGACAUGUCAGUGUUGCGGCAUCCGUGCACAAGGGAACGUCCUAGGUUGCGUCAAAUGCGAUUUCUAUUUGGAUUUUCGUUGCGCCACUCUACCGUUAACAGUAAGACUUCACAGGUAUGAUGAUCAUGCACUCACUCUUUGUUACGAUGGAAAGGCAAGCGACAAAUGUUGGUGUGACGUUUGUGAAAGAAGAACAAUUCCAAACACUUGGUUCUACACUUGUAAAGAUUGUGGAGGUACGUUUCAUGUUUUAUGUGUAGUUGGAGACAUCAAGUAUGCAAAACCAGGAGCAAAUUUUGGUGGCUCGAUGGAAGUCUUGGCUAAUAAUAGAUCUUCACGACCAAUUUGCAGCGAAUGUCAUUGUCGUUGCCCAGGUCCCUAUAUUCUUCGGGAAAUUGAGGACACAAACAUACUCUUUUGUUCUAGUUAUUGCAGGAUACUUUUCCGCUCAAAGGAUAAUUACUUGUUUGGCUUCUUUUCGUAUGGCAUAUGCCCUCCGUGGCUGUAUGAUUCAGAUAUUUUGAAAAAUUUGUAA